Molecule: messenger RNA, 192 nt
Organism: Colletotrichum spaethianum
Lineage: Eukaryota; Fungi; Ascomycota; Sordariomycetes; Glomerellales; Glomerellaceae
Exons: 1
Coding region: 1-192 (63 amino acids)
Source: RefSeq, a predicted model, not a curated record
AUGACCCCUCCCAUCACCCCCGACGGCGCGGCAUACGGCACCGUCUCCAAGGACGCUUACCCGCUGCCCCCAAGAUGUCCGGUCACCCCCACACCUCAACCCAACACCGCGGCGGCGUACGUGCAGCAACAAGUGCAGCAACAAUACGCCCCGUUUGUACACCAACACGCGACGGGUCACAACCUGGCCUAA